Messenger RNA from Hemisphaericaspora subhashii, 618 nucleotides. Its product is annotated as phosphatidylinositol N-acetylglucosaminyltransferase. Lineage: Eukaryota; Fungi; Ascomycota; Pichiomycetes; Serinales; Debaryomycetaceae. The coding region runs from base 1 to 618 and encodes 205 amino acids. Gene Ontology annotation, cellular component: glycosylphosphatidylinositol-N-acetylglucosaminyltransferase (GPI-GnT) complex. The record is from RefSeq and is a predicted model, not a curated record. Gene Ontology annotation, biological process: GPI anchor biosynthetic process. The transcript has a single exon.
AUGUCCUCCCCGAAAGAUUAUAACUUGGAGAUUACUCCAUCAUUGGAUGAAUCGAAUUUAAAAUCAUUAAAUUUACUAAAGUUUACAGUUAAUCAUAAAGAAAAGGAUUUCAUAAAUAAAUAUAAGUCAUUACUACUGGUCAUAUUAGGAUGCAGUUUAAUCGCUGUUAUAGGAAAUUCUUAUUUGAAAACUUCCAACGUCACACACACAAUUAGGGACCCAUAUGUUAUAAUUCUAUCAUUAGCCUUACUGGUAAUUCUCCUAAGACAAACACCAGAAGAUACACUUAUAGUUAUACGAGGAUUUGGAGUACAAUUAAAAACUAAAAAGGCUUGGAGAUUUCAAAAUUCAACUGACUCCUUCAUUCCUAUAAAAGAUAUGAUCGAUUUAAUGAUUCAUGAAGGAUUUCAUGGCUAUGGACAAGUGAUAUUUUAUCUUUGUGUGUUGACUAGAUCAACUGCAGGAAAAGGGGACAAUGUUAUAAAAGUGGUAUUUCCGGAAUUCUUACCUAGGAAAGAUAUUUUAUUAACUGUGUGGAAAUCAAGUAGAGAAUUGUUAUUUGGUAGUACCAAUAGAUAUUGGAGAAGAGUUCCUGGAAAAGGAUUGAAGCAGAUUUAA